Molecule: messenger RNA, 1404 nt
Organism: Pseudocercospora fijiensis CIRAD86
Lineage: Eukaryota; Fungi; Ascomycota; Dothideomycetes; Mycosphaerellales; Mycosphaerellaceae
Exons: 2
Coding region: 1-1404 (467 amino acids)
Source: RefSeq, a predicted model, not a curated record
AUGCUUGCUAUCGCGCAGGUACAAUCCACCAGCGCGCUCGGCAUGUUGCGAGAGGGACGCAGCAAACUUCUCGACAAAGGCAGGCAGGAAAAGGCGACGAAUACCCAAUUCAUCAAGCCACUUGCGAUCGUUGAAGACAUCAUGGCUUCGAAAAAAUCUUUCAGGAAUCCAAACCCAGAAGAUGGCAGCAUCGAUUCCACGUUGAGGAACAAUGUUGAGAACUUCAUCAAAAGCUUGACAUCCUCCUUCAAAGGCCAGGUCAAGACGUACAAAUGUCCUCUAAAGGAUUGUCCGAAGACAGGCAUUCAUGCAGAGGACAUUCUGGAACACUACCAGAAGAUCCAUCAAGGCAAGAGUUAUGGUACGGUUCUCUGUCCCGAAGGCUGCAGCCAUCCGUACGCCACAUCUGCUGCGAUGCGAAGACACAGAUUACGCGUCCACGGCAAUAAUCAUGCCACUUGCCCUGUAGCGGGCUGUCAAGACAAACAAGUUAGGGAACGUGGGCACAUCUUUAAGCACCUCCGCGCAGCACAUUCCUGUCCAAUUCCAGCUGCUCGGGGCUUCCCUGUCCGCAAAUGGUACGUUCGAGCACAGAGAACUCUGGAAAACUGGGCAAAGGCCCCUGGUCGAGGCCUGGAUGAUGACUACAAAGAUAUGUUCCUGAUUAGCACUCAGCGAGCUGCACAGGAGGACGAGCAAGAAGAUGAAUCCGAGCAAGAUAAUGACGAUGAUGAUCUCGUCAGCGGGCCCAUUACCAAUUUGCAUGACUUCCUUCGGCAGCUCUUCGCAGCCCCAGAUCAGCUUAAGGCAACUGACGUCGCUCAUCUCAAAGGCUUCUCUGUCAGUAAUCCCGACUUUGCCAGAUUUAUCACCGCUAUGAGCGCAGUCUCGGAGCCGGCCAGGGUCGCGAUUAAGUGCCUGCUCCUCACAGCCGUCAUCGACUGGAUCGAGACUGAAGAGCCAGACAGCUCCAUUGGCGAGCUUUUCCAAGCAGACGCCAAAGUCGCGGAGAAGCUCUCAACCGGCGAUCCAGAGUUGGAAGAAGGCCAGCUAAUUCGAUAUGAAUCAGGGAAAGGCACACUGUACGAUGUCAUAUACGGCCUCUACAUCAGAGGUCUUUUCGGCAAGGACAAGACCUCAUUCGUUAUGCGAGACUACUCCAAUGUGAUUUGCAUGCUGGGAGGGGAAGAAGAAAAGGCAGCUGUCAAGACUCACAAGCCUGGGCUAUCGAGCAAGGUCGAGAGUGCGAUACCGGAGGAAAAGUCGCAACUUGAGUUUUGGAAUGAUGUUCUCUUGGAAGCACUGCGCCAGUGGCUCGUCGAUUUCGGUACUGGGACCUCAACUUUCUAUGGAAUUCUGGAGGACAAGAUAGGCAAGAAGCUGGGGAAGAUGCCUAAGGAGUAG